UAGUACAGCGAAGGUAGGCGCUAGACUGUCACUGCGCCCAGCAAUAAUAGAGAAGGCGGACUGCUAGCUAUCUUUUCGCGUUAGGAUUUUGUCAGAUGCGAAAGAGAAAUAGCGUAUAAUGAGCAAGUUGUAGGGAGGUGGUGCUCAGUGUUCGCAGCGUCGUCAGAAGAGGGAUCUUGCUCUGGAAAGCUAGUUAGCCAUCUUGCUAGCAGCGAGCGCGUCUCGUCCGGUCUUGUGAAGCAGCGCCGCAGUGAAGUCGCCUUGGAGCGGUGGGAGAGACGCAGCCCGGCGGAGAGAACCAGCUACUCCAAGUCACUGAAGGGGAGGAAAUGAAGGACAAACAAAAGAGAAAGAAGGAGCGCACAUGGGCUGAGGCAGCUCGCAUGGUUUUGGAGAACUUCUCUGAUGCUCCAAUGACUCCAAAACAAAUCCUGCACGUCAUCCAGACCAAGGGGCUCAAGGAAAUGAGUGGCACAGCUCCUUUAGCCUGUCUGGUGACCAUGCUCCACUCCCAGGUGAGGGGUGACCGAGUCAAGAACAGCAUCUUCUUUAAGUUGCCUGGACGCAUGAGUCUCUUCACCCUCAAGAAAAAUGCUCUUCAGUGGACCAAGAGUCCAACUGAAUCUGAGACAUCAACAGACACUGCUGGUGCUGCCACUGCCCAUACAACCUGCGGAACAAGCAGCACAGCAGGCCAAGCCCUGGCCCAGCCCGGCCCCACAGAUACUACGGAGCAAGAGAGCUGCGGUUCCACUGAGACUAAUGCUGCUACUGCCAGCGGGGAAAAUGAUGCCUCUAUAGAUGAGAACUCGUCCAGUGCAUUCUGCUCUACAGAGCCCCAGGCUCCAAGCCAGCCCCAGACACGCCUCAGCAGGGCAGCAGUACAACCUGGACGCACUGACAUGCAGACCCAACACACACACAUUCAGCAUGCCCAGACCAGACUGAGCCGCUCCAGACAGUCAGGGAGGCAGAGGAAGAAGUCUGUGAUGAUGCCACGUGUUGUCCUCACUCCACUCAAGGUCAAUGGAGAGCAUGUCCCCUCAGGGCCUAUGAAGAGGAGCAGGGGAGGAGUUGAUGUUGACUUUGAAACACCUGGCUCCAUCCUGGUCAACACCAACAUCAGGGCCCUCAUUAAUGUGCGCACCUUCUCUGCCUUCCCCACCCACUCUCAGCAGCAACUCCUACAGCUCCUCCCUGAGGUCGAUCGCCAGGUUGGACCAGAUGGUAUGGCCCGUCUCAGUAGCUCCGCCCUCAACAAUGAGUUCUUCACCCAUGCCUCUCAGAGCUGGAAAGAGCGGCUAGCUGAGGGGGAGUUCACCCAUGAGAUGCAGGUGCGUUUCCGGCAGGAGAUGGAGAAAGAGAAGAAGGUGGAAGCAUGGAAGGAAAAGUUUUUUGAAGAAUAUCAUGGUCAAAAGUCUGGCCUUACGCAAGAGGAGUCCCUGAAGCUGACCAUGACUGAGGCUACAGAUGUAGCAGCAAGUGUACUGGAGAGCGACAUGGCAGUGGUGGCAGCUGGGACCCCCAAGAGGCGCAGCAGUGUGGGUCGCCGGAGAAGAGAUGGCAGGAUGAGAAGACGCACACGGGCUGAUUUGCGGCGCAGAGCACGCCGCACCCUCUGCAAGGCCCCUCCCCCAGUCCUGCAGGCACCGGAAGCCACAGAUGCCAGUACAUCACUGGAUCCCUCGCCAGUCUCAAUCACCUUCCCUAUGUCUGACAACUCGGUGGUUCAGGGAGAAGUGGUGCUCCAAGCAGAGUCUGUCCUGGAGCUUCCUGCCGUUUGUGGUUCCUUAGAGCCUGAACCCUCCCCUGCUCUAGAGUCUGCCACAGUACCAGCUCCCACCAUCACGCCCAGCCCAAGCCCAGCCUCCACCAGUGCUAAUGAGGAGGCUGAGGUUUCAACGUGCUUGCUACCAGAAGAGUCUGCGCCUGCACUGGCUUCCACUUCCUCCCCUUCCUCCUCUUCUUCCUCAUCCUCAUCCCCUGCUUUCUUCCCAUCUUCACCCCCAGACAGACAGGGAGACUUUGCCGUUGGCCUGGAUUCCUCCUCCUCCUCCUCCUCCUCCACCUCUUCCUCUAGUGCUGCUGCUGCUGUUGACCCGCUGGAUGACACGGCAUCUGUCGUUACCUCGGUUACAGGAGGCACGGCCACCAGCAGCCGUGAGAGCAGCCCUUCAGCAAGCCCAGCCCCCACUCCUGCACCUAUUCCCCAGUCCAAGGAGCAGAAAAGGAGACCAGACGAGGCCCAGGCCUUCUCGAGCUUCCCUGAAAAGAGACCACGGCUCGACGACCGUCAGUCCUUUCGUACCACAAUCGAUGGUGUCCUUUCAGAGAAGCCGCAGCCGACAGCAGAAGAGCCCAAGGUCCCGCCGAUCAGGAUUCAACUGUCUAGAAUCAAACCACCCUGGGUCAAAGGUCCCCCAACCUACCAGAUCUGUCCCCGCAUUGUGCCCUCCGGGGAGGGCUCGCGGCGGUCGGGCACGGGGGGCGCGCGCACCCUUGCGGACAUCAAGGCCCGUGCCCAGCAGGCCAGGGCCCAGCGCGAAGCCGCUGCUGCUAUUGCAGCCACUGGCGACGGGGCAGGGCCGGGCGGGGGUGGGCUGCGGGCUGCUGCUGGGCUAUCGGAUCGCAGCAGUGGACGACGAGCACGGGAACAUCCAGGACCUGUCGAGCCCGGAGGAGACGAUGGAGGACGAGGAGGUGGUGAGGUGGAGGAGCAGGGAUCGCCUGCGGACCCUCAUUCAUCUGGAGCACAACUACAGCUUCCCAAUGUAGGUGCCACAGAGCCUCCAACACCACAGCCAUCCCCCUCACCCUCAUUAUCCACUACCUCCACCUCCCUCUCCUCAGAGCCCCCACAGACCCCUACCCCAACCCCAUCUCAGGAUGACACAUCUGGGGAGAAGAUGACUACAGAGGAAGGAGCAGUAGUAGAUGCAACAGCAACAGUCCAAAGCACCUCCAAUGGGCUGUCACACAAGGUUGUUGCCUUGCCAGCUCUGGAGCAGGACACUAUGUCAGAGUCUGUGGCCUCUUGCUAUCGAGAGCAAUGCCAGGGGCCUCCUAGUAUGGCCUUAGAAAGGGAAGAGCAGCCUUCUGAAGGUCCAUUCCUUGCUCCAACCUCCAUCCCAGAUUCUGUUCCCAGGUUUGGGGCCCAGGGUAUAGAUGUUAUCCAAAGCCUGGCCACCACCUCUCAGGCCUUGGUGCGAGAACAAGGGAAGGGAAGUGGAGGAGGUGGUGUCAUUCAGUACAGUUCCCACCAUGUUGGCCCUCUGCCAACUCCCUCACCACCAGCUAGAGAGAGGCAGCAAGCAGACGUGGGCUCCCCUGAACAUGUCCCCUCUUCAGUAGAAGAGAAGGAAGAUGAAGCUGGGGGUCACAGUGACUCUACUGAGACAGCCUCCGACUGUGAGAAUGAGAGCCAGGAAGAUGAUCAGCAGCACUCCAACCAUGACUGGCGUCACCACCUGGCAACCCGGAGUAAUAGCCAGCAAAUCAUUCGCAGCCCCCCUCUUCAGAACCAGCAGCCAGUUAUCCAGGCUCAUGUGUCCAACCGCCAUGGACAUACAGUCAUCCAGCCGUGCUUUCCCAAUGGCCUUGCUCAUCCUCAGCCGGAUCAGCAGUCUAUCCCCACAGCCCAUUCCCAAGAGUACAGGGCACACAAUAAUGUUCCUACAAAAAAGGAACCUGGAGAUGAGCCUAAAGUAGCAAACCAGAGCUCUGGUGAAGAGGACUGUAGAGGGGCCCCCAAGUCGUCCAUCCCUCUCACUACCACUACUACAAGUACUGCAGCCUCCAAGAGGGUGGCUAGCUCAACCAGGCCUGUGUCCAGUGUGGAAGCCAACAACCCUCUGGUCACCCAGCUGCUACAGGGCAGUCUGCCGCUAGAGAAGGUCCUUCCCCAGUCCCACUCAGCUAACAGACUGGAGAUAAAUCGGCUGCCAGGAGUGUUCCAGUCUAAGGCUCUGGCUACUAGGAACCCUGGCCCCUGUGUCAGGGUCGCCCAUGAGACUAUAGCUGCAUCCUCUGGUCCAGAUAUCUCGUCUUCUCAGAACCGAGGCCAGCAGAAGUCUCCCGGAACUGGACGCAGUGUCUCCUGUCUGAUGGAGGCAACUGCCAUGCAGCAAUUCGUGUCCCCACAGCCUAGUGGUGCUGUGCCCCCAGGAGCUGUACCUGUCAUCACCUCCCUGCCACCAUCCUCUUCCUCCUCCUGCUCUCCUGUAUCCAGGCGUCUGUUAGACCACACUUCUCAAAAAACCAUGGCUGGAUCUGUUAUCAUCAAAGAAUCUCCUGGACUACAACCAUCACAGGGCGACACUCCAGACAGACCCCAGACAGCCAUUCGGACAACCCCUAAUGGCCCCUCACCACCGCAUGCAGACCCCUGCCCCUCAGAAAUGCUGCCUGCUAUGAAGAUCAAUUGGCGCCCACCACAAUCCCAGCCCCCCCACCAUCAGCAGAUCUCCACUGUAUCCAGUGUAAAAAGUGAAGUCAACACACGGCCCUCAUGCCAAGCUCUUGCCAAAUCCUCCCCCACCACUCCUAUGAGUGUUACCAAAAAGGAGCCUGGAAACUGUGUGGAUGGCUACCUCAGUGGAGGGGCGAUGGAGGGACUGCUUAACAUGGAGAUGACUUUAGCUAGAAUGGCCAAGAAAGAGCAUAGUAAAGUUCCAUACUCCUCUCUGUCUUCCUCUUCCCCCACACCCUGUUCUUCUGCAUCCUCCCUUCCUUUCCAUCUGUACGGGAAGCUGCCAAAACAGGGCGGAGGUAUGGGAGGAGUUAGCUAUACAGCUAACAUGUCAGUGAUGGAUGGCAGCGGCUUCUCGCGGAGUCUGGCUGAUGGUGUGCUCCAACUGCGGCCACGCCUUGGCACCACCCAGACCACCACCCUCAGCAUCCAGGCUUUUGCAGACAGUGCAGCUGAGGAGGUGGCGCUAAAGUGCUCGUGUCGCCUCAAAGCAAUGAUUAUGUGCCAGGGCUGCGGUGCCUUUUGCCACGAUGACUGCAUCGGCCCCUCCAAACUGUGCGUAUCCUGUCUUGUGGUCAGAUAGUGUCCAUGAAAUACUCGAGGCUGAUACAAGUCGCACCAUCUCCUACGUAGGUCAACGUGUACAGUAUUAAGCAGCAGACUUGUGGAGGACUUCAGUAGGGAUGUGGAGCUUUCAAGUAGACAUCACCUUCGAUUAACGCAGAGCAGACGGGAGCCCCCAGACUGGCAGUGUUGCCUUGUAUAAUGAGAUCGGUCUGUAUUUUUUUCGUUGCAUAUUUUCACAUUUUUUAAGCUGUUCUAAUGUUACGUGAUUAUUGUUGUCGUAUAAUUAUUAUUACUAUUAUUACUAUUGUGAAUUUGAGGCAUGGUUGAUUGUAAAUUGUGCCUUUUGUUUUCUCUCUCAUCAGAAACAUUUACCUCAUCUUAUUAGAUAUGGUGGCCAAUAUUGUUUUCGUUCCUGCUUUGCUUUUCAAAGAGGAACUUAUUCUUGUCUCUUUGCGCAAAAAAAUAUUUUUUUAACCAUUAAAACAAGUAAAUGGUCUCAUUUGCUGCUGUUUGUUUCGGCUCAUUUCCUUUUGUUCCCAAAGUCUGUACUUUGCAGUUA
Messenger RNA from Lampris incognitus (smalleye Pacific opah), 5594 nucleotides. RefSeq names its product ASXL transcriptional regulator 1 (gene asxl1). The transcript has 11 exons. Lineage: Eukaryota; Metazoa; Chordata; Actinopteri; Lampriformes; Lampridae. Gene Ontology annotation, cellular component: PR-DUB complex. Bases 330 to 5051 code for a protein of 1573 amino acids. The record is from RefSeq and is a predicted model, not a curated record. Gene Ontology annotation, molecular function: peroxisome proliferator activated receptor binding; DNA binding; chromatin binding. Gene Ontology annotation, biological process: animal organ morphogenesis; positive regulation of transcription by RNA polymerase II.